This is a messenger RNA of Dentiscutata heterogama, 449 nucleotides long. The record is from the annotation of a GenBank genome assembly. NCBI's taxonomy places the organism in Eukaryota, Fungi, Glomeromycota, Glomeromycetes, Diversisporales, Gigasporaceae.
AUACUCCAAAUUCUUAAUGUAAUUGAUACAGAAUUGAACUCUGUGGAACUAAGUGAGGAGAAAUUAGAUCAAUGCAAGAUUUACUUGUACGUUACUGAUAAAAAAAGGGUUGAAGGGUGUGUAAUCGCUGAACCAAUUACGCAAGCAUACAGAAUUUUACGCGGUGAUAAUAACGGCAUGCUAGUUGAAAAAAUGCAAGUCGGGACUUCAAAUAAUGGAUCUGCGAUUUUUUGCUUUACAAAACCAAUUCAAGCUAUUUGUGGAAUAAACCGAAUAUGGGUAUCCAGGCCACAUAGGAGGAAAGGUAUUGCAACAAAACUAUUAAAUACUGUUAGGGAAAAAUUUACGUAUGGAUGUGUUCUCAGAUCUAGUGAUUUGGCGUUUUCGCAACCAACUGGAGAUGGUCAAGCUUUUGCCACUCAUUAUACUGGCACCAUGGAAUUUCUUGU